UGCGUCCACAUCAGCCUCACUGACCGCGCUAUUCAAAAAUUUCUCCAUCGACUUUUGAUCAUUUUUUAUUUUACCAUUGUCGCACCGGGUACGAUGUAAUUGUGUCCGGUGACUGGAUUUUGAGACCGGUGCGUGUUCCCAAGCCGUUCGUUCGGUCCGUUAUUUUAUGGUGAACGAUGUGAACGUGUUGUUGUUUUAUGUGAUGGAACCACUUGCAUCAUAGAUAAUGGCUCUAAGGAUUUUUAUGCUUUGUGUCGUCACGACUGGUUCAGUUCUUGGCGCGGUCCAAACGGGAACGUCGAGCGGCGGCAACUCGCUGGUGGACACGACGACUCGCGGUCCGCACUUCGACCCCGCCGCCUCCAAGAAUGUCACAGCACUGCUCGGAAAGACUGCCUACCUUAAUUGCCGAGUCAAGAACCUCGCCAACAGAACGAUGUCUCUGCAGGUGUCGUGGGUCAGACAUCGGGACGUGCAUCUUCUGACCGUCGGCCGUUACACCUACACGAGCGACCAACGGUUCCGCGCCAUCCACCAACCCCAUUCCGAAGACUGGACCUUACAGAUUAAGUAUCCGCAGCACAGGGACUCCGGCGUCUACGAGUGUCAGGUGUCUUCCACGCCGCACCUCUCCCAUUUCAUACAUCUUACAGUCAUUGAGCCAGACACGGAGAUAGUGGGCGGGCCGGAGCUGUUCAUUGAUCGCGGAAGCACCAUCAACCUCACCUGCGUCGUCCGGCACAGUCCCGAGCCACCUGCCUACAUAUUUUGGAACCACAACGAUGCCAUAAUAAGCUACUCGAGCUCCAGGGGCGGCGUGAGCGUGGCGACCGAACGGGGCGAGACCAGCAGGAGCGUGCUGCUCAUCCAGAAGGCGAAGCCGACGGACUCGGGGAACUACCAGUGCAAUCCGUCGAACGCCCGCCCCGCCAACGUCACCGUGCACGUUCUCAACGGUGAGCACCCGGAAGCGAUGCAGCACGGCGGCAACCAGAGGAUGGGACCGUCGUUGGGCGCGUUGGCCUUCAUCUCAUACGUUCUGUUGGUAUACUGUUAAGUUUAUUGGGGAGAGAGCAACCAAAAAAAAAUUAAUGAAUUAAUGAAACUACGUGGACUCUAUUUUAGUCGUUCAAUGCCUGGUCAGUGUCGACAUUGUGCGUGUUAAUAACUUCUCAGUGAUGGAAACUAAACUGAAACCAACUGCUGAAUGGAUCACGAUCGGACACUCACUUGUUGACUUGAUUUUGUCUUGAAUUCCCCACAUUAAAUUAAUUAUAUUGUAUUGUAUAUAAAUUUUAUUGUUGUUUUUACUGAAAUAUUUAUAUAAAUUUAACCAAAUCGCACUAUUGCACUACAUGCAAGCCCAAAACAACGUAGUGGAAUGUUAUAAAAGAGACUGAUUUGUGAUUUUACGUGUCCUUAACGAGUUUAAUUAAUCACAUUCUAUAUUGUUGUUAUUAAUUUAACAAUUGUAAAUAAAACAAACACGAAUUCUCCUCAAAAUCUAUAGUUUAAAGCCCAAUAUUCAAUUGAGAGUGGAAAUAAACCAAGUGACUGUUCGAUAGUUUCCAUCACUACAAAACUAAACAAUACAUACUUCUAUUAUAUGCUCUAAACGUGUACAUUAUGACCCGCAAGAUCCAUGCCAUCCUGGGAACCAUUUAAAUAUACAAACCUGAUGUCAGUCAUCAAAAAUGAAAGCGAAAGUAUUUUUUGGAUGUCGCCCAAUUAAUAACGCCGAUGACUCAGUAAUCAUUUUGCUUCGAUCAACAAACGGCAUUAUCUGUAAAUAAAGUACUCCGAAAAUCCAUUUUAUUUAUUCAAAAUCAGAAAUAACAAACUACUUUUGACGUGACACUUUCAAGUUUUCCAUUUCCACACAACAAAGUUGGGCUUUGAAAUAUUUAUUAGUGGCACUUUAAACUUGUUAAUGUAUUGAUAAAUAAUUCUGAAUCUGACAAGCUUUCUUGUACACUUUUCAAAGAUGACUUAAUGUUUCAACAUUUACGCCGAAAAUUUCACAUAUUUAUAUAAAUCUUAAUUUAAAUCAAGGCCAAAAUCAUCCAAAACAUGUGUUUUAAGGAUUAUUAGACAAAUUUUAAGGUAAACUAUACGAUUUUAAACACCGUGGCGUAAUCUGGAACAAUUCCAAAACGACAUAAUCCAAACGUAAACAUGUUGAACAAAUUUUAUUAAAUUCAAUUCACCUUUUUUCUAAACAAACAACUCUUUGUAAAUAUAGAUUAUUCAAUGAUUCCUUGUGUGUUAUGAAACGUUGAUCACGGAAGGGACAUCAAAACCAGAUAACUCACCAACAAACUAUUUCAUUAGCAAGCUAUUUUAUUGCUCAGUUUAUCCGGAUCGAUGUCGAUCAACGUUUCCGUUUUAAACUGGCAACACAGACACAACUAAAUAUUGCCUAUUAUAUUGAACGAUAAAACUCGUGUGCCAGUCCUUAAAAUCCACCACCAUCCAUUACGUUCCAAAUCGAUGGAAGAAACUAAUCCCCCUGAAAAAUUUACAGACAUGCAAAAACGCCACGUGAAUUCCAAGCCAAUGUUUAAAUAAUGUGCCCCAUAAAAAGAUUAGAAGAUAAUAAAGGUGGGCGACGUUCUUGCUCAAUCGUGUAUGAUUCUGUUGGGCUAUUUUAUAUUGAGGCGUUAUUUAAGCACAACAUAUAGUAUGUAUUUGUCGUCUUUUAACAGUGUCCCCCUAUUAUGUUCUCGACGGACUUAAUAUAAAAUAGGCUGAGUUCAAUCAGAGGUAUAUAUAAAUGGUUUCACUCUUCCUCACAUCCUCAUACCAAAUCAUCCUUCACCGUUUAGUCUAUAAAAAAACCUAAAGGAUAAAUUGUAUAUAAAGUUAUUAUAUGGCAAACUUGUAGAAUUUAAGUCAAAGUUGUUACUUUAUUUUCCUAAGUUGUAAGAGUACACAUUUAUGUAUUAUAUGAAUAUAUUGUAUGUCAUAAUUUGGUGACUAACUGACUAACAGCAAGAUCAUUUAACCUAAAUCGAUCCCACCACAGUACUAAUUUUAAUAAACAAUUCAAUUUUUCUGAUCGUUUUCCUCCAAUAUUCCUCAACCCAGAAAUUUAUCAUUGUUGUCCUUGGUAGUGAGUAUCUAUUCGGGUUUUGUGUCUAAAAAUAUGUCGCUGAAUGAAUUGUUUCGAAACAAUGGACGACGAGUGAAAACACGACAGUCAUAGCUUAAAUAUAAAUAAAUCACACGACAUGCAAUGAAACUCUGGAGAGAAUAAAUAGAUUCUCUCUCUACAGUUAGAAUCUAUGUUGCACUUUUGCUCAAAUUAAAAUUUAUUAUAAAAAAUUAAUUUGUUUCUUUAUUUAAGAACUAUU
Molecule: messenger RNA, 3353 nt
Organism: Aethina tumida (small hive beetle)
Lineage: Eukaryota; Metazoa; Arthropoda; Insecta; Coleoptera; Nitidulidae
Product: lachesin
Exons: 6
Coding region: 227-1057 (276 amino acids)
Biological process (GO): synapse organization
Cellular component (GO): neuron projection membrane
Source: RefSeq, a predicted model, not a curated record